CUCAACAGCUCGUGGUGAUCGGACGUGCGUGCGCGUUCGUUCUGUAAUAGAUAUUAUAUUGUCUGUGAAACACCGUCGUCAAGAUGACCGGUCGCGGUAAGGGAGGAAAAGGUCUGGGAAAAGGAGGAGCCAAGCGUCACAGGAAGGUACUUCGUGAUAACAUCCAAGGUAUUACGAAGCCGGCUAUCCGUCGUUUGGCGCGCAGAGGUGGCGUGAAGCGUAUCAGCGGUCUGAUAUACGAAGAGACCCGUGGUGUGUUGAAGGUGUUCUUGGAGAAUGUCAUCCGCGAUGCCGUCACAUACACGGAGCACGCCAAGAGGAAGACUGUCACCGCUAUGGAUGUCGUGUACGCUCUGAAACGCCAGGGCCGCACUCUACCAGGAUCAUCCCUAGACAUCUCCAGCUGGCGAUCCGCUAUGGCACGUACUAAGCAGACCGCUCGCAAGUCCACCGGUGGCAAGGCCCCACGCAAGCAGUUGGCCACUAAGGCUGCACGCAAGAGUGCGCCGGCCACCGGAGGUGUGAAGAAGCCACAUCGCUACAGGCCCGGAACCGUCGCUCUUCGUGAGAUUCGUCGCUACCAGAAGAGUACCGAACUGCUCAUCCGCAAACUGCCGUUCCAGCGAUUGGUACGUGAGAUCGCACAAGACUUCAAGACCGAUCUCCGUUUCCAGAGCUCGGCUGUGAUGGCCCUCCAGGAGGCUAGCGAGGCGUACCUAGUCGGUCUCUUCGAGGACACCAACCUGUGCGCCAUCCACGCUAAACGUGUGACCAUCAUGCCUAAGGACAUACAGCUCGCUCGCAGAAUUCGCGGCGAACGUGCCUAAGACCCAGGCACUCUCAACAACAUCGAUCCCUGCUCGUCCGAUCUAGCCGAUGGUGUUUGAUAAUAACAUAUUAUUAUUAUUAAACCUACCUACUGGCUAUACGGGUGUAGUAUAAUCGAUAUUAUUGACAUAAAAAAGGCCCUUUUCAGGGCCGCAAA
Aricia agestis (brown argus) is the source of this 985-nucleotide messenger RNA. RefSeq names its product histone H3-like. Gene Ontology annotation, molecular function: DNA binding; structural constituent of chromatin; protein heterodimerization activity. Gene Ontology annotation, cellular component: nucleosome. The transcript has 3 exons. The record is from RefSeq and is a predicted model, not a curated record. The coding region runs from base 84 to 827 and encodes 247 amino acids. NCBI's taxonomy places the organism in Eukaryota, Metazoa, Arthropoda, Insecta, Lepidoptera, Lycaenidae.